CUCUCCUCUUCAUUACAUCUUGCACAUCUACCCUCAUCUGCAUCGUCUUCGCAACAUCGAAGAGGCUGUCUCUCAGCCUGCAACAUGUCACAGCCCGGCCCCUCGUCAGGCCUGUCCCAACGACGCCGUGGAGGCGGAGCAGGAGGUGUUGCUCACCUCGACCUCGACGACGCAUCAACCAGUCGCCCUUCCUCACCUCUCGCAUCCCCCUCGCUGAAGCAUCGCCCCACCGCCAGCAACAAUGGCUCUUCGAACGCCGGCCCAUCAAGCAGCACCGACGCCCCUUCGGGCCAUCGAAUCGCCUACGAUCCGCGUGACCUCCCAAACACGGACGAGGACUCCCACCUUCCCCGCCUGACGCUCAUGGAAGAAGUGCUCCUUCUAGGUCUGAAAGAUCGUCAAGGGUACCUCUCAUUUUGGAACGACUCCAUCUCUUACUCUCUCCGCGGAGCCAUCCUUGCUGAGCUGCUCUUGAGGAGAAGGCUGAGGGUUGUGCGUGACCCGAGUAGGGGCAGGGUGGAUGUACAGGAUCGUCUCGUUGAGGUUGUAGAGGAGAGGGGAGGGAGGGGCAAAGUCAAAAUGACAGGCGAAGUAUUGCUGGAUGAGGCACUCAAGAUGAUUAGAGGGUCGGAAGAGAAGAGAAGUGUGGCCGAGUGGAUUGAUCUACUGAGUGGCGAAACAUGGAACCUCUCCAAAAUCGGCUAUCAGCUCAAGCAGGUCCGCGAACGCCUCGCGAAAGGCUUGGUAGACAAGGGUGUCCUGCGUACUGAGAAGCGCAACUUCUUGCUGUUCGACAUGGCCACCCAUCCCGUAGCAGACGCCACAGCCAAGCGCCACGUCCUGCGGCGUGUCACCACACUCGUCUCCGGCUCAGGCGGGGGAGGAAGCGGGUCGACCAGUAGUGCAUCUCACCUUACGGCGCUCUACGGGCAAGGAGCUGGAGAUGGGGAUGGAGAUGUGAGCUUCGCAGCCCUCCGUUCUCUGCUACUGGUAUGCUGCGCCUUUGCUGCCAAUGUACUGGACAAUGCGCUUGUUCACUUGAGCUACGAGGGGAGGGAGACGGCUUUCCAGAAGGUGGAGGACUGGCUUGACGUAUUCGGAACAUGGCCUAUGGCGCAGGCUGUCCCUGGGGCUGGAGGUGCGAUUGGACAGGGGGCUGCCAUGGCAUCCAAUGGAGCAACCUCAUAUUCGAGCUCGGCGGCUGCGAAAAAGUCGUCUGCAGGUGGUGCAAGGAUAGCAGAGGGAAGUGUAGUAACUGACCCCGCCGAAGAAGGUAUGGGCGGGGGGAGCUCAGCAGGGUCAAGCGGUGGUGGAGGUGGCGCUGCCUUCUCAGAAGCAGGCGCAGCGAUGGGCAUCUCAACGGCCGAUUUGGUACGCCACAUCCGCACACAGGAGGCUACCGACGCAGGCGACGAGAUGUUGGAAGGAGUCGCGGGGGUCUUGGCCGUGCUGGCUAGGAUGGAUAGUCUGCUUUAGGUAUAGGGCAUCGUGGAAUGCAGGAUGUACGCUCAGUUGCAACGCUACCGCCUUGCCAUCUUUGUUGCAUGGCAAGAGGAGGAGAGAACUAUCCAUAUCAAGCAUACCUAUUGAGGACUGCCUCUACCAUCUUUAUGCGGGGGGCGGCGAGUAAUCUGCUCCGUCUUCUACGCCUCCCUCCCGCUUCGUCGGUGAUGCAGCAGAUGUUGUGUAGCCAGUCCCUUGACCUUCGCCGUCCAAGUCCAUGCCACCGCCACGGCCCUCGCCUUGGCCAGCAGUCUUCGCCUGUAUGCUGCUGUUCCUGCCGGUCUCUCUUUGGACACU
Jaminaea rosea is the source of this 1800-nucleotide messenger RNA. Its product is annotated as GPP34-domain-containing protein. Gene Ontology annotation, biological process: retrograde vesicle-mediated transport, Golgi to endoplasmic reticulum; Golgi to plasma membrane protein transport; Golgi organization. The record is from RefSeq and is a predicted model, not a curated record. Gene Ontology annotation, molecular function: phosphatidylinositol-4-phosphate binding. The transcript is spliced from 3 exons. Bases 85 to 1476 code for a protein of 463 amino acids. Lineage: Eukaryota; Fungi; Basidiomycota; Exobasidiomycetes; Microstromatales. Gene Ontology annotation, cellular component: Golgi cisterna; cytosol; trans-Golgi network.